Messenger RNA from Paramuricea clavata, 8710 nucleotides. NCBI's taxonomy places the organism in Eukaryota, Metazoa, Cnidaria, Anthozoa, Malacalcyonacea, Plexauridae. The record is from the annotation of a GenBank genome assembly.
AUGAUUUCUCGUAGGGAUGUUCGAAUGUGUCAGUUGCUAAUUGCAGCGAAAGGAAAAGAGAUUUUAAAAGACCAUGACAUAAGUGGUCACACUGCCUUACAUUGGGCAUGUCUUGGUGGAUAUACGAAAAUUGUUGAAUUAAUGAUUGAAAAUGAAGCACCAUUAAAUGCGCCAAGUGAAAAUGACUAUGGACCACGACCUAUACACUGGGCAUGUACUGAAGGAUAUAUUGUUAUUGUUGAUCUAUUGUUACAACAUGGUGUUCCUAUUGAUACUACUGACAAGAAGCAAUGUACACCACUUAUUAUUGCUGCUCAGUACGGGAAAUCUAAUGUUUCUAGUUAUCUUAUUGGUAAAGGAGCUGAUAUUCAUGCUGUUGACGAUGAAGGAGAUAGUGCUCUUCAUUGGGCAGCUUUUAAAGGUAUUUCUUAACCUCAUUAAUUAAUAGUCUAUAACCAAAACACCAAAGGAAAUCAGUACUAUAUAAAUGUCUUGUUACCACCGUUAAACAGUCUUUCAAGCCAUCAGUCGGACAAAGCCUUGUCUCAUGGUGUGAUGAAAGGUUAAUUAGCCAUUCCGAAGUUGAUGAGAGAACUGGAUACGAGUGUUAAAGUUUGAAUACCCUUCGAAUAAUAAGCUUUCGAAAAUCGCGAUAUUUACUAUGAAAUGUAUUGUAAUUUUUGUUUUUGGGACGCGCGUCCCAAAAACAGUCUUUUUAUCAGUAAUUUCACAAUUUUCGAAAGGUUAUUAUUCGAAGGGUAUUCAUGUAAACGUCUUCAAACUUUGUAUACUUACUAAUUUUGAGGUGAUCUUUUUAGUGAUUUGGUUCAUUUCUUAAUUUGGGCACUUUUUAACACUCGUCCCCAGUCUGGUCAUCAACUUUGGAAUGGCUAAUUUAUAAUACACUCGAAGUCGUUGUUACAUUUGUUUUACCAACGUUACGGGGACCUGAAGGGUUAACCUCAAGGUCCACCUUUUCAAUAGCCUGCAUAGCAGUCGCUUUAUUUUUUAAAUUUUAUUUGAGGAUAUUUUAAGAAAUAAAUGCGGAAAAAAAAGCGGAGAAAAAACGGCGAAGGGGAAAAGGGCGAAGGAAAAAUAAAGCAUAUUUUUCCUUCGCCCUUUUCCCCUUCGCCCGUUUUUCCUUCGCCCUUUUCCCCUUCGCCGUUUUUUUCUCCGCUCUUUUUUUCGCAUUAUCCUCAAAUAAAAAUAUCCUCAAAUAAAAUUAAAAAAUAAAGCGACUGUUACGCAGGCUACCUUUUCAAAUACUGAUGUAAUAUUACUAGUAUUUAAAUAAAGUAUUAUUAUUAUCUGGUCGUUUUUCAAGACAUGUCAUUGUUGUUUCAAAUUACUUUCUCAAAAUCAUUAAUUCAUGAGCAAAACUCAAAGGAGACCUUCAUUGUACCGUUGCCCUGAUACCAUAGUAAUGAUUGUGAAUAAAUAAUUUCUCUUGAAAACUGUUUAUUACAGGCAUAUAAAACACCUCAAAAUAGGUGAAAAACCUCGACCAGUGCCUCGUUUUUCGACAUACUUUUCGGUAUUUUAUAUGCUGGUAAUAAACGCUUGCUCGUUUAUUAUUAUUAUAUAUUACAUAAUAAACUCCUUUCUGUGCAUGAUGCAAUUUAUAUAGCAUAUUCGUCCCUAGUACAUCGAUCCAUCCACAACCUUAAUUGAGCAUAUUAAGAAUCUGGAUGUCCUACUGUAGAAAUGAAAUGUAAAACCCGUUCUAUAUAGAGUUUAUGGUGCGUUUGGAGUUUUCCGUCUGCGGAGAUGUUAAUAAUAAGAAGAAACACGUAUUUUUAUUUUUACAUCAUUAAUUUGUUAGGUCAUAGUGAUUUGGUGCAGUUAUUUUUAUAUUCGGGAUUUAAUCCAGAGCAGAAAGAUAAAAUGGGUCAGGUAAAAAAUCGAAUUCGUAUUUUGUAGAACAUACAGUAUUUUAUAAUAAAUGUAUUGAAAUAAUGUUUAUUUCUCUCUUGUUUUGUGUCAAUAAAAUGAUUUUCUCAUUCCCAUCUUUCUCUAACUGCAAGUUAUAUGUUAUUGUAUAAUUUAUCCAUUUGUGUUCAUGACUAUAUGUGAUUGCCUGCCUGCAGGCUUGCUUGUUUGCAUGAUUAUUUGAUAGUCAGGCAGUUCAUAUAGUUUUUUCUCGUGUGUAUAUACACAUGUAAAACAACAGAGUCUUCAACUCAAAUGUUAAUAUCUAUGAUCCAGUUUAAUCAGUUUUUUAUACACCCUGUGUAUAAAUAUGUUAAACAGUAACAAAUGUUCGCUUAUAAUUACAAAGUAUAUUUUAGUUUAAUUUUUCAUUUAUUUGAUUAUUGUUCUUUUUCGUCAUCUGUUUCGUUGCUCAUCAGUUUUUUCCUCGACUGGUCAUUUAUUCGUGUAUAUAUAUAUAUAUAUUUUACUAGGCUCCUAUUCACCUAGCUUGCCUCAGCGGUAAUUUACUGGCUGUACAGCAUUUAUUUGUUAUGGUAAGUAUUUAUGAUGUAUGAUCUAUAUUUCUGAAUAAAACGUCACUUUUGGAGUUAUUGUGAUGUUAUAUUUUCUAAAAUACUCAGUGUUCCCCGAAAAAUCUAUAUAUUUCGCCAGAAAUGCUCUGUAUUUUUCAGGGUUCGUAUCCCAAAGAAAGAUCCUGGGUACGAGGUUGGGUUCGUAGCGGUCUUUGAAAUCCUUGAAUAUCUUUAAAUUUGAAUGCAGGUCUUUAAGGUCUUUGAAAAGUCUUUGAAUUGUGUGAAAAACGAAGAAAGUCUUUAAAAGUCUUUAAAUUCUUUAGUGAGGAAUUGAUUAUACGAUUUCCUAGCUAAUAAAAUAGAUUGAUUGAAGCAAGAUUUUCGCAAAUAUCGACUGUGUAAAAAUGUUGCUUACACUCGCAAUUUUUCGACAGCUGAUUGCUCUCAAAGAGCUUUGAAACGUCUUUGAAAAUAGGCAGAAAAAUUCUUUGAAAGUCUUUGAAUUGUUUUGGUCAUGGAGACUACGAACCUUAUCUGUAUUUUUCCAUGUUGCAGGAUGUUUCAAUUAGUGAGCGUGAUAAUAAUCAGAAAACACCGUUAAUGUUAGCAAUGGGCCGACAGAAUGAAGAUAUUGUUACCUAUCUAUACAGAAAACAAAGUAGAUAUAUAAAAUUUACUCUACGGUAGGUCUUGCCAUUCACCAUUUAACAAUUAUUCGCCGAAGGCGAGCUGAUUAUCGGGGAAUAUUCACCGAGACGAAGUCGAGGUGAAUAUUCCCCGAUAAUCACCGAGCCUGAGAUUUAUAUUCUCCGAUAUAUUCCUGAGGUGAAUAUUUAUAUUCCUGAGAUGAAUAAUCUGAAUAUUCCCCGAUAAUCACCGAGACUGGAUUUAUUUUAAUUUUGCUUACUUCUUUAUCAGUAAUUUCCACAAAACUGCUAGCCGCCAUUUUGCAAAUUUCGGUUUUGUUAUAUCCACCUGUAGUAGUAUUACGUCAAAUUUUACCUUAAUUGUCAAAAUAUUUUGUGGGUAAAUAUCAAGAUUUUGUUGGUAAAAUAUUUUGACUAGUAAAAUCUAUCAGUGUCCUCUAUACAAAACUGGAACAGUAUCUCUGGCUUACAUUUUGUAAGUAUGCCCCAGGCCCCUACUCGAAAAUUGACUAAAUUCAAUGCGAAAAAUGUGCAUCUGAUGUAGACGUUUCAUAAUUUUUUAGCCGGCUGUUUGUUUAGUCUGGCUCUACCAUAGCUCUACGAAACUAGAGCAAGUGGUCUUUCACAAUAAAGUAAAUUUUAGAAACACUUGGUCAUAAAUAGUAACGUUAUCUGCAUAUGACGCGUGAAAAACAAGUUUGGGUGAAAAACCACGCAGAAACAGAACACGUGAUAAUAUGGACUGCAUGUACUUGCCAUUUUUAAAAAUUUACGUACAAAAACUGAAAACAUUGAUCCGAAAAAGUGGCCAGUUUUCAGGUACCACGAACCAUACGCGAAUUACACGCGUGUUUUAAACCUAUACAACAGAUCACUCUACUGGCCGCCAUGUUGGGUUCGCCCAAUCAUAGAGCCGCUUUUCUGAAGUUACCGUUCCAGUCUUUAUACAGUUCACUGAUUUUGGCCCUUGUGUUACGUUGCUCUUGUUACCUUUAUCUUAAAUUUAAACGCCUGCUAUGCAGACUAGUCUAUCAGAGGCUUUUCUGGUUGUGUAACUAUUGUUACUGUUUCAUUACACAGCUAACCAACUGUUAAUGAAUUUUUUCGUCUAGUAUUAUGCUUGCUUUCUAUUUUUAUAGCGAUAUUGUUUUUGGGCCUCCUGGCAGAUCAAAAGGACCAUUUCUAUUCGUGUUGAUUAAUAUUAUUUUCGUUGGAUAUCCAAUUUAUUAUUACAUGGUAUGAUUGAUAAUGACUAUACUAUACCUAUAUACACUUAAAUGUAUCUAUAUCUAUAAUCUUUUUCACUGUUUUAUCGCCGAAUAAUGAAAAUUGAAGCGGAAGCUUUAACAACAAAUCACAAUUUGAUCUGAAUAAAAAGUUCCUGAUAACGUUCCUAUAAAACGUUCUUGCAUGUUUUUUUCCAAAAUAAAAGUCCAUUUUCAAAUUAAAAUUUCUCCUGAAUUGCAUUUAAUUUUUCCCCUAAUUGUCAUGACGUUUGAUAUCCAUUUAUAUUAAUUAAACAUAUUUUCAAAAUUUGAAAGGAAUUAAGAAAUAUAAGUUGUUAUAUACAUGCAGGAAAGUGGAUUUUUGGUACCAUGUACAAGAAAAGGCCGUUCGUUACUUGGGCAUCAUGCAAAAUACCCUUACAUGUAGUGCCGGGUUCGUGCUGAUGAAUUAUUAAUACAAUAAAAAAUAACAAUGCAAUACAAUAACAAAUUUCGCAUUUUAUAAUUGACUUUUUACCUUCGCUGAACCUUCGCUGGUUAUUCUGGAAAAUUUUCCUAGAUUUCUUUGUUCUAAGGUUAUUGCGUACCUUGUGCAGGGUCACGGUUAAUAAUUCUUUUGUGUUGCUAUUGUUCUACAUGCAUUUACUAAAGCGGUUGAUGCAUACGUAGGGCACGGGCAUGAAGUUGUAACAAACCUGCAGCAGACUUGUAGCAGUGCUGUUCAAUAACUUGCAGGAUGUGUUCGCACUAUUUGUUCCCAGCUUGUUGGCAAGUUGUCAACGGCUUGUUGACUACUUGAUACAAGGUUGUUGAUUCAAUAGACGUGUUACAAGUUGUUCCAACGUCUUGUUAUAGCCCUACAAUUCAACAAAUUGUCAACAACUUGUGAGUGACAACCUUGUAGCAACUUGAUGAAAUAACUUGUUGGCAAGCUUGCUACAAGCCUGUUGCUAACACAUCUUGUUGACAAGUUGUGAGAUUUUUACAUGUGUAUGAUAUAGAUUUUUUACAGGUAAACUACGUGAAGCGUUCCUCUUUUAAGUUCCUAACUUGGUUGCAAUUUUCCUCAUUACCUUAGCAAAUUUGAAAAACUCCCUUGCAAAUCCCUUGAGGGAAUUUGCAAUGUUCUAAGAGCCAAAUAAAUUUUCCUCAGUUCCUGUUAGAAGUUCUUAACUUCCUGUUACAAGUUCCUAACUUCCUGUUCUGUUCUGCACGUUGUAAUUGGCUAACAAAAAUAAUCUGCCAAUGAUAACGCUCGAAACAGAACAGGAAGUCAGGAAAUUAAAACAGGAAGUUAGGGAAAUUUGAAAGGAACUUUCUUUGUGUUGGAAUAUUGCAACGGCCGACAGGAAAAUUGCAAAUUCCCUCAAGGAUUUGCAAAGAGUUUUUCAAAUUUGCAAAGCUGAUUAUGAAAAUUCCAAAUGAGUUAGGAACUCAAAAGAGCAACGCUUCACGUAGUUUUCCUGUAAGCAUGCAUGCACUUGUAUCGAAUUGUGAUAUUUUAAAAAAGUAAAUAUCAAGAUUUUUUGUUGCCAUCUUACUCGAUUGAAUAAUAGUUGAAAGGUAUUGUAGAUGGAAAUUAUCGUGUGGAAAUUUAUAUACAUUUAUUUAACCUAACCAGGAACAGCUGCUAUGUUGGUUAGAGCUUUGCAACGGAAUCGCAGGGCCGCAGGUUCGAUUCCUGCAUGCCAGGGACCUGAAGUUGCAUUUUUCGCUGUUUUUGGUUAGGGACCGGUCAUUAUUUAUGGUGGGGGUGGCACCGAAGAGAAAUGUUUUUCGUAGCAAAAAUUUUGCUGACCCAACCAUUAAAAAGUCAAAAAUUUGAUUACCCAACCUCAAAUAUCAAGUAAAAAAUAAAUACCCACCCCUGGCCAAAAUUAAACUUUACAAAAGAUUACCAUUCAGUUGUCACAUAUGUCCUUUACCCGAUUUCUAUGACACUGAGGAGUUUGAUAACUGCUUGUGAAAUUUGCUGCAGUCUAAUGUAUCAUGUUGUCUGCACAUGUGCUUUCUUUGAAGACACCAUUUGUCUUCUAACAAAUUGGAAAAUGAUCAAGACAGUGACUGAUUGAUUCACUUAUUGUAUUGACAUAUGACUAUAACUUUUUAUUACCCAACCCUUGAGUUGUUUUGUUUUUCAUUUACCCAACCUUUUACUUACUCAAAAUUUAGUUUACCCAACCAUUUUCUCUUCGGUGCCACCCCCCACCAUAAAUAAUGACCGGUCCCUUAGGUCUAAUAAAUGUAUAUAAAUUUCCACUCGAUGAUCUCCAUCUACAAUACCCUUCAACUAUUAUUCAAUCGAGUAAGAUGCUAACAAAAGAAUCUUGAUAUUUACUCACAACCUAUACAUGGCAGUACUCUAGUAUACAUGAACUUGAUAUUUUAUAACCAUGUUUCAAUAAAGCUAUACACUAGCAUGUUUCUGUUCCAUCGUUUAAGCAUUUCUAGCUAGUUUUGAAAAAAUAUUUGUGCAGGUUCAAACCUCGUUCAACCUCCAUGUUUGUUUCUUCUGUAACAUCUUUGAAGUUUGCCGACUUGUCUAACCAUGUUAUUAUAUUCACCACGUCGCAAUAAUACUGUAUUUAUAUAUUUUAAGGUCAUCCCCGAGACGUAUUCCGAGAUGCCUUAUGUCCAUUAUUUAUUCCUCUUUUUAAACGUCGUUAUGUGGAUGUCAUUAUACACUGCUUCUACAACAGACCCAGGAUUUUUGCCUGGAGACACCGAGGAAUACAAAUUAACAUUAAAACAAGUAAGAUAAACUAAAUAUAUUUAUCAUAUUAUAUUGGCGACAAAUUCGAUAUCGAUUUUACUUAUCUGCAGUCCUAUUUCUUUAUAUUUUGUUCUUGAAAGUUAAAUGUAUGCUCUAAACUGCCCAUAUUUGCAAAUUAGUCGUUUGAUGUGCCUAUAUCGUGCCUAUAUAUAAUGUCAUUUUGAAGUUGUUGAAAAGUCGACCGAUCUUUAUGUACUUACGUAUUUUGUAGUGCAAACCUUUCGUUUUCUUUGACUAAAGAAAACGAAAGGUUUUCACGACGUUUUAAGUGAAGGUUUCUUAUUAAAUUAAUAAUUGUUUGUCUCAUUUAGUUUACAAAACGUUUGCACCAUUCUCUUUUCAUUUUCUUUUGUUUUCUAACUAUAAGUAUUUGGCAUUGAUGAUUAUACAAAUAAUGAAUGUUUAUGGUUAAAGUGAAAGUUUUUUAAAGUGAAAUUUUAACACGGAAAGUUGUUAUUUUAUAAAACAAUUACUUUAUGGUGGUUUCCGUGUUUGGAUGGCCUGAUCUAAACACUUGGGAAUGUUGCUCGAGUUAAGAAAAGCGCGCAAAAUCACUCGCCUUCGGCUCGUGUUUCGCGCGCUUUUCUUAACUCUCACAACAUUCCCGCGUGUUUGGAUCAUGCCAUCCAAACACAGAAACCAUAAAGUAAUUGCAUAUUCAUUAUUUAUUUUAUAUAAUACAAAAAUAUAGACUAAUAGAUACGUAUGAGAAGCAUUUUGACGGAUGCGAUUUAUCGAAAACACAAAGACUGCAGUGGAAUAAAACGUAUAGUACAAUUGCACUCGCAAAGAGUGCAAUGGAACGUAUUCCAUUGCACUAUUGGGAAAUUAAAUUUUCUAUUCAAUAUCACGUGACCAUAAACAGCCAAUUAAACGAUCAGAAUUCAAUAAGAUAUUAUAUAAUAACAAAUGUUUCAUUUUUUUAUUUCAACCGAUUUCAGAUGUAAUAUUUAUAUUAUUUUAACACUUUAAUUAUGCCUUUAAUUACUUACGGAAUAGAACUUUGGGGAGGCGCAUACUUCAAUAAAUACAUUAGUCAAAUAGACAAAUUCAUCAAUCGCGCUCACAGAAAUGGUUACAUAUCGGAAAAAUUGAAUAUUAAGGAGAAAGUAAUACAUAAUAAAGAUAAUGCACUACAGGAGCUUUUACCAGAUAAAUUAAAUAGACACCUUAUAGGCCAAGGGGACACGAGUUUGAACUUCCAUUAGUGAGAACAGAGCGAUUUAAAAGUUCUUUUGUAAAUCGAUGUUUGUUUAACUUUGUUUAACCAAUUUUAACCUUUACCUUUUUAACAUUAUUAAUAUUUUUAUCUAUAACUGUAUAUAUCUAGUUAUUACCUUAUAGAUAUCAAUAUUUUUAUCUUAUAUAUUUUUAUAAUGUAAACUCACAGACGGGUGUUCUUGAGUAUGAAUAAAGACUGUUAUUAUUAUUAUUAUUUUUCAGGUAGCUCUUCACGACGAUUGGAAAGAUAAAACCGGUAGUCCGUUGAAUCGACUGUGUCACACGUGUCGCCUGGUUAAACCAUUGCGUUCUAAACACUGCAGAAUAUGCAACAGAUGUGUAAGAACGUUUGAUCAUCAUUGUCCUUAUGUCAAUAAUUGUAUUGGUUUACAUAAUAGG